AUGUCCAUGAACUCCAGCAACACCAACCAAGUUGCAUCAAAUGAACUUGAGACUAUGCUCAAACUUUCUGAGCUUUACCAAGCAGGCUUCAAGAUGGACGAUGCUAUUGUGGAGGUGCAGAGGAGCUCUCCAAGCUGUAAGGCAUACAUGGUGGAUGUAGCUUUCUUUUGUAGAAUGUUCACAGGAGGGUCAACAUUCCCCUUGCUCAGAUGCUUAGACAUGUUCUGUAAAUCCUGUGGCCACAACCUCUUGAUUGGUGAAGAGAUGAUGAAUCACCUUGCCCACUAUGAUUUUAAAAUCUCUGGCCAGACCAUGGUGCUGACAAGGUUUGCAUUGGCAGCAUGCAUCCUAACAUCCAGAAAACACCAAGAUGGCAUUAGCAAGCUCAUCUACAAGUCAGACCUGGACAAACUGAAGAACAAAGAUAGCACCAGGAAGUUGGAUGAUAUGCUCCAUUCUCUGUGGACAGAAGCCCAGAAGGUAUCAAACACAGAGCUUGCCUACAUUGCCUUUGGCAAGGCAGCUGUCAGAAUGACACUGCAUGCCCUAAGCAAACAGAAGAUUGCCAAACAGGAGUCCUAUGACAGCUUUGAAGAGAUUGUAGAACAGUUUCAAGCUGAUUUGGUGUCACCUGCCAGCAGCACUGUGAAGGCUACCAGUGCUUCUGCAGUGUCCACAGAUGAGACUUCAGUGCAAGACCUUGUCAACUGCAGCAGCCAAACUGUUGCCUUGUUCCAAAACAAUCACAUUAAGCUCAAUGAAAAGUACACUUGCCCUUCCCAGUAUGAGGACAAAAUCUUCAUCCUCAAGAGCAUUGAUGACACAGGAGCCCAUUUUGAGCACUCUCCUUUGUUUGGUGACCCUUUGAAGCAUUGCCAAGACUUGGCAUCCUUGAAACAGUGGAAGCAUACCAAAAGGGAGACUACUCAGCUCUGCCCUCCAGCUCUAUGUGCACAGAGAAUGGCCUACAACUUUCCAAGCAUGCAGAAGGAGGCAGACAAGAUGUAUGUGAAUGCAAUCCUGAUGGAAGCCUACAUGACCAACAAACUCAAAGAAGAUGAUAUGGUGAGCUUCACUUUGCACCCCAACAAUUUGGUGCUGAUGAAGAAAGCAAAAAAGAAAGAACUCAGAUUCUUUCCUGCUGGCACUUGCACAGCAGUACCAGAGAAGGAUCUGGAAAAGAUAGUGGAGAAGAACAAAGCCACUUUGGUAUGGUACAAGAACAAGCCUUUCAAUGUUCAGCCUUUCAAAGCUGUGACCAGCUUGGAGAAGCCUGAGAAUGGCAUCUUUUGCCCAUUCUUUUGGGCAAAGGCUUCAGAAGAAGCUAGUGAGAUCAACCUGGCUACAGGUUGGGUGGACUUCAAACAGCUGAAGAUCCCAGUGCUGGAGAAUCCUGAUGGCAUCAGCCCUCAGACCCUGCUCUUCAAAUCUACUGAAGAGCACUUGGAACUUGAACCACCUGCCAAAAAGGCAAAGUCUGGCUGA
This is a messenger RNA of Durusdinium trenchii, 1485 nucleotides long. Lineage: Eukaryota; Dinophyceae; Suessiales; Symbiodiniaceae. The record is from the annotation of a GenBank genome assembly.